AUGAUCUCAGAAACUGGCAACGACAAUCUGAAGGAAGACUAUCUCCAAUCGGAAGCGAGCUAUUACCCAGACUCCCCCGUCUCCUCUUCUCCCGAAGCCGGGCAGCUGAGCAGGAGGCGGGACACCCUGACCAGCAGCAGCGGCAGCAUCAUCCCGGAGGAGAGCGGCUCCAUCCAGCGUCUGGUCUCCUCAGCCGCGGCCGCCUCCAGCAUCAUGACAUCGGGGGAGUUCAUGCAGACCGCUCCCCUGCUGGCGCACAAAUCCAAAAGGAGCCUGCUGUACAAGGCGCUGUGCUUCCUCCUGCUCGUCUUCCAGGGCGGCAUCCUGGACUUCUACCUCAUCAUCUUCACCGACCUGUACUGGUGCUCAUGGAUCGCCACGGAUCUGGUGGUGAUCUCGGGCUGGGGGAUUUUCUUCAUGAAGAACGCGCGGAGCAAGAGGGAGCGGGCCUGCGGCUUCCACCAGAAGAGCUCCAUCUUCGGCUGUAACCUCGGGGAGUUCACCUACGCCUACCUGGCCUGGCUCAUUUAUGUCAUCGCAUGCACUCCCAAGGUGGUGCUCAUCCUGGAGACGUCUAUCCUGGACCUGAUCGAGCUCAAAGUGCCGUGCGGAGUGACCGGCUUCAAGAUCAUCAUGCUGCUGUCCGUGCCGCUGCUCUUCUGCCUCAUCAACUCCAUCAUCGAGGAUCUGAACGGGGCGACACGGCACCGAUCCCAGAGCUGCUUCCUGAGCACCUGCCUGGACCUGCUGGACAGCUUCACGCUGGUGGAGAUGCUGCUGAGGAGCGAGAUCCCCACGCUGUACCUGAAGUACACCGUCAUCUCGGUGUAUUUCGUGGCUCUGGCCGUGCCGACGAUCUGGCUUUACGAGCUCACCGCGUCCGAGCUGCGCUUCCGGUGGCUGUGGGCCCGCUUCUGUGCGAGCCUGGUGGUCAACGCCCCCCUGCUGGUAGUCAGGUGUUUCCAGGUCUACGUCUACGGGAUGCCGGUGUCGGUGUUUAUGUUCAAAAACAUGUUCUUCUUAGUGUGUAGGUUCUUGGAGCUGGUGGAGCAGUGUGUGGCGGUUCGCGGGGUCCGGAAGCUGGCCGGAGGCGGCAACCCGGCCCAGUUCUCCCACUGCGUGUCCGAGAACGACAUGUGUCCGCACGGAUACGUCAACACCCUGGCUGUCACCCAGUCCUAGAGCCCGAACUGGGGCCUGGAGCUGCCUGCGUUCAAGACAAAGCUGCAAAUAGGAAAAUCCA
This is a messenger RNA of Trematomus bernacchii (emerald rockcod), 1243 nucleotides long. RefSeq names its product transmembrane protein 121B (gene tmem121b). Bases 1 to 1182 code for a protein of 393 amino acids. NCBI's taxonomy places the organism in Eukaryota, Metazoa, Chordata, Actinopteri, Perciformes, Nototheniidae. The record is from RefSeq and is a predicted model, not a curated record. The transcript has a single exon.